UUCGAUCGAUGAUGUCAUCGACGGCGAACUGCGGUUUCAUUGAAUUUGUUAAUUUUAAUUCUGAGAAAAAAGCCUGUGUCUUAAUUCGGGUGGUGGGAGAGUGUGCCCCAUUAUCCGUCGCCGAGAAGUGACUUCCAUCUCUCUACAAAUUUAAGGGCCGAAGAGACCAAGAGAGAGAGAUAGAGGUUGGCAAUGACAAAAAAAUCUGAGAAGUUUUCUGCAGAUUUUGUGAUGGGAGGAAUGGCAGCAUUGGUAUCAAAGAGUGCAGCAGCACCCAUUGAGAGAGUGAAGCUUCUGUUGCAGAAUCAAGGAGAGAUGAUAAAAAGAGGACAGCUUAAGAGACCUUAUAUGGGUGUUGGUGAUUGCUUUAAGAGGGUCUUUAGAGAAGAAGGCGUCUUGUCCUUUUGGAGAGGCAACCAGGCUAAUGUUAUUCGAUAUUUUCCUACUCAGGCCUUCAACUUUGCAUUUAAAGGUUACUUCAAAAGCAUUUUUGGCUGCUCAAAAGAGAAAGAUGGAUACUUAAAGUACUUUGCAGGAAAUGUGGCUUCAGGAAGUGCUGCUGGAGCAACUACUUCAUUAUUUCUGUAUCACCUGGACUAUGCACGAACACGGCUAGGCACUGAUGCAAGGGGGUCUGCAGUUAAUGGUCAGCGCCAGUUCAGAGGGAUUCUAGAUGUUUAUAGUAAAACCUUGUCAAGUGAUGGAAUAGCGGGUCUCUAUCGAGGUUUUGGGGUUUCAAUUAUUGGGAUUACACUGUAUCGAGGCAUGUACUUUGGGAUUUAUGACACCAUGAAGCCUAUUGUUUUGGUUGGGUCUUUGGAGGGGAAUUUUUUGGCUAGUUUCUUGCUUGGUUGGAGUGUUACAACAGUCUCUGGGGUCUGUGCCUAUCCAUUUGAUACCCUUCGGCGCAGAAUGAUGCUUACAUCGGGACAACCAUCGAAGUAUCGCAACGCCAUACAUGCAUUUCGUGAGAUUGUUUACCUUGAGGGUUUCACAGCGCUGUUCCGAGGAGUUACUGCAAAUAUGCUUCUAGGGGUUGCUGGGGCUGGGGUACUUGCAGGAUAUGAUCAGCUGCACCGAAUUGCAUAUAGACAUGGUUAUUCUAUUGAGCCACAUCAAAGAGUUUUGAAGUGAAAGUCCGGACUUGGCACACUGGUCGACAUGGUUAUUCUUUUUAGCAGCUUCAUAGAGUUUUGAAGUGAGAGGCCAGACAUGGCACAUGGACAUGGUUAUUCUUUUGAGUCAUGAAAAAGAGAUCUGAAGUAAAUGUCAAGAUAUGAGAUUUGUAUACUAGUGUUACCUCUUCAGUUGAUUCAUAUAAAGAUUUUAUUCAGAAUUUAAGAAGAAAGAGGUGAAGAGGAAAAUGGCACGACAAGGUAAGGAAGGCUGCCGAUUGAUGUUUCCUGGAAUGCCUAAAGAAAAUCAAAGGCUUCCCUCUGUUCAGUUGAAUAAAUUUAUUUUCAAUUAUUUGCAUCGGCAGUGAUAAGAUUGCAGAUUUAGUGUAUAGGUACCACAUUCACGCACAUAGUACUGAUGAAGAUAGGAUACAGAGAAGCUGUUUGUGCCUUCCACUUUAUGUUUAGCCUCAACUCUCAAAGGAUGUUUUUUUUCUUUAUUUCAUUCAAAAAGGCACAACCAGGAAACGAAUGUUCCAAUUUGUAUCCAAAAUGUAUAAAGAUUAUGAUUUCCC
Molecule: messenger RNA, 1690 nt
Organism: Prunus mume (Japanese apricot)
Lineage: Eukaryota; Viridiplantae; Streptophyta; Magnoliopsida; Rosales; Rosaceae
Gene: ER-ANT1
Product: endoplasmic reticulum-adenine nucleotide transporter 1
Biological process (GO): mitochondrial ATP transmembrane transport; mitochondrial ADP transmembrane transport
Cellular component (GO): mitochondrial inner membrane
Molecular function (GO): ATP:ADP antiporter activity
Source: RefSeq, a predicted model, not a curated record